Tripterygium wilfordii is the source of this 1578-nucleotide messenger RNA. RefSeq names its product cold-responsive protein kinase 1. The record is from RefSeq and is a predicted model, not a curated record. Gene Ontology annotation, biological process: protein phosphorylation. The transcript has 7 exons. Lineage: Eukaryota; Viridiplantae; Streptophyta; Magnoliopsida; Celastrales; Celastraceae. Gene Ontology annotation, molecular function: ATP binding; protein kinase activity. The coding region runs from base 196 to 1386 and encodes 396 amino acids.
UUUAAUUUCAACCAAAACGUGCGCUCUCUUUGUUGGACUUGGCCAACAACCCCAUUUAAAAAUCACCUUCUCAUCUCUGUCUCUUAUCCCGCGCAGUCUAAUCUCUCUCCAUCUGCGCAUCCUUCGCUCUCUCUCUCUCUCUCCGUACUUUUUGAGCUGGCAUAGAUUGCCCGGUCACGGUAGUACCAUAAAGUUAUGACCUGUUUUCCAAGAUUGAGUAGGAGGCUGGGAUUUUCGACAGAAAGAUUCUAUGAAGUUGACGACGAAGUUGCAGGACUCCACAAUGUCAAAUUUUAUAGUUACAAAGAACUAAGAAUUGCCACUAAUGAUUUUACUCUUGCCAAUAAAAUCGGAGAGGGUGGUUUUGGUUCUGUUUAUAAGGGUCGGCUUAAAGAUGGAAAGAUCGCUGCCAUAAAAGUUCUUUCGGCUGAAUCAAGACAAGGUGUUAGGGAAUUCUUGACAGAGAUUAAUGUGAUAUCUGAAAUAAAGCAUGAAAAUUUGGUUAAGCUCUAUGGCUGUUGUGUGGAAGGCAAUCACAGGAUUCUGGUUUACAACUAUCUUGAAAAUAAUUGCCUUGCACAAACUCUUAUUGGUGGGGGUCAUAAUAGUCUUCACUUUAGUUGGCAAGCAAGAUCCAGCAUAUGCAUUGGUGUUGCACGCGGGUUAGCUUUCCUUCAUGAGGAAGUACGACCUCACAUUGUUCAUAGAGAUAUCAAAGCUAGCAAUAUUCUCCUUGACAAAGACCUGACACCUAAAAUAUCAGAUUUUGGUCUUGCAAAGCUUAUCCCGGCUAACAUGACUCAUGUCAGCACCCGCGUGGCUGGAACCAUAGGUUAUCUGGCACCAGAGUAUGCAAUAAGGGGACAGUUAACGCGAAAAGCAGAUAUAUACAGUUUUGGUGUUCUUCUGGUAGAAAUAGUGAGUGGGCGAUGCAACACAAAUACACGGUUGCCGAUUGGAGAGCACUAUCUCAUAGAACGGACAUGGGAACUAUACGAGCAGGGGGAGCUGGUUGCGCUUGUAGACACAUCAUUGGAUGGGGACUAUGAUGCAGAACAAGCUUGCAGAUUCCUAAAUAUUGGACUUCUCUGCACUCAAGAUGCUCCAAAACUUCGUCCAUCCAUGUCGACUGUGGUCAAGAUGCUAACUGGUGAGAUGGAUCUUGACGCUAGUAAGAUAACAAAGCCAGGCUUAAUUUCCGACUUCAUGGACCUGAAAGUUCGGGGCUCUCCAAAAACUAAGCCUCGCACUAAGAUUUCAUCUUACACCAUAUCUUCUGGCUCGGACACCAUGGAAAAUUCAACAUUCUCAUCGCAGACCACAACUAAUGCGACAACUUUCACGACAACAUAUGAUAAGAGCUCCGAGUCCGAGGUAUCAAUGUGAAAAUCUUUAUACCAAUUUAAUUGAUUUGAUUGUAUAUUUUUUUUCUUGAUUUUAAGGCCUUUUUUUUUUUGUGUACUUGAGUAGUAGCUUUUUCAUGCUCGCUUCAUACUUACAGAGGAACUUUCUUGUGUAUUUGAUGUUGGGCAUUGCUUGGGCUCCUAACUAUACAGGCCAGUAUUUUGAUUUUUCUCA